Messenger RNA from Xenopus tropicalis (tropical clawed frog), 735 nucleotides. RefSeq names its product cytochrome c oxidase assembly factor 1 homolog (gene coa1). Lineage: Eukaryota; Metazoa; Chordata; Amphibia; Anura; Pipidae. The transcript has 6 exons. The record is from RefSeq and is a predicted model, not a curated record. The coding region runs from base 222 to 644 and encodes 140 amino acids.
GGGGGAGCAGGGGGGAAGCUCCCAUGUGACUCACAUUGCAGGGAAGAAACAAAUGCUCCGCCUCCCUGAAAUGUUUCUGUAUGCCUUUGUGUGAACUGCAGCUUUUACAAAGGAUUGUUGCACCCAGCUGAUUGUUCCUGUGCCUCUCACUGCCUCUUUACCAAGAGAAAACAACAGGUUGACACGUAUUCCUCAUGUGAUUUCAGACGUUUACAAGAACAAUGCCAGUCCCUUUGAAGAACCUGCAGCAAAUGGCCCUUUACUUGGGUGUGGUGUCUGGUGGAGGAUGCGCCUUGAUGUAUUACUACAUGCAGAAGACAUUUGCAAAGAAGGAAUAUUACUUGUCUGCCCUUGAGAAGCUUAAUUCCCAUUCAGAAGCUCUUGAGAUAUUAGGAGCACCACCCCUUAAGGUUUACAAUCUCCGGCUGACAGACAAAAACAACCAUGUUGACCAAUCAACAGCUCAGAUCAAGAUUCCAGUCUCAGGAACGUUGUCAGCUGGGCACCUUUAUACCACGUCUGUCAGAGACCGAGUAAAUAACAGGUGGUCUCUUCAGGAAGUCAUCUUGCAACUGAAUAAUGGUCUGCGCAUUCCAAUCCAUGAAUCCAAUGUGGCAGAUGGAGAUGAAAAGGAAACUUUAUAAAAUAUUUUUGUUAAGAUAAUAAAACCGUUUUUUCAUAUGCUGCAUGUUUAUUAAGGGAACUGAUACCUAAAAUAAAUAUUUAUGGGUGAUA